AUGAUUUCUCAACUCAUUCUUGUGUCGCUCAUGAUCUCCUCGGCAGUCGCCGACUGUCAAUAUCCAGAUAGAUUAAUUGAUGGAUUAUGUUUCACUUUUGUGGAUAUACCAAAGACUUUUUGGGAAGCCGAUGAAUGGUGUUCUUACAAAGCUCCAAAUGCGUGGUCCUACUUGGCACUAGAAGAAAACGAUAUUCAUGCGAUUUGGCUAGCUAAAACUGCUGAAUUAAUGUUUACUUCUAAAUAUUUCUGGAUUGGUGUAUACCGUCCCACUGCCAACGACAAUUUCCGAACAAUUUUGAACCGAUAUCUCACAUACGAACACUUUGGACAGAUCAAUCCAUCAAUGAACUAUGCUGCUGGAAGGACGAGUGAUGGAAAAUGGGUCACUCUACCCCAAGAACAAAAACUUCCAUUUAUUUGUAGCUACAAACCAACCGUAGAAGCUUUGAAAAGGAGGUUGCCAUAG
This is a messenger RNA of Caenorhabditis briggsae, 468 nucleotides long. The record is from RefSeq and is a predicted model, not a curated record. NCBI's taxonomy places the organism in Eukaryota, Metazoa, Nematoda, Chromadorea, Rhabditida, Rhabditidae. The transcript has 3 exons. The coding region runs from base 1 to 468 and encodes 155 amino acids. Gene Ontology annotation, biological process: innate immune response.